CCAACACGAAAAUGUCGUGCAACCUCCUCACCAACCCCUCCUUCGAAACCGGCACCCUAUCACCGUGGUUCACCACUGUCCCCAACGUGAACAUCGCCACCAUCACGAACGCGACCGCCGCCUACGAUGGGAAUUAUUACCUGUAGGUCUGCCCUUUUCCACCUGCCCCCUGCCUCCCUACCCUCCAUCCCUAUCACAUGUACCUACUGCACAGCACUAAAGCCGAGAGGGACCAGCGACCUCAAAACGGACUACGGCAACCGCGGGCACUCGAUCGCGCAGACGGUGAGGGGCCUCCAGCGCGGCACGGUGUACGACUUCCGGGCGCAGAUCCAGAUCCCGGGCGCCUCGUCGGGGGUGGAGUACUGUUUCGUGGACGCGUAUAUCGGCGGGAACGCGACGACGGGGCUCAUUGUGUCGCAGCUGCUGGAGCCCUCGGGGGAGGGGUGGACGACGGUGCGGGGGUCGUAUCAGCGGCGGGGGCGGCGGGCGGAGGAUGUGUUGACGGUGACGGGGUCGUGUACGUCGCCGGGCAGUUCGUAUGUGUGGGAUGUGUUGGUGGAUGAGGUGGUUUUGGAGGCGGUGGGGGGGUGUGUUUGAUUGAGAUGGUGAUGGUGUCACUGGUUGUUGGGUCGUCGGGGUGGGUUGUGGGUGGUGGUGAUGGGCUGGGCUUGG
This is a messenger RNA of Aspergillus fijiensis CBS 313.89, 675 nucleotides long. RefSeq lists its product as uncharacterized. The coding region runs from base 127 to 600 and encodes 157 amino acids. The transcript has a single exon. The record is from RefSeq and is a predicted model, not a curated record. NCBI's taxonomy places the organism in Eukaryota, Fungi, Ascomycota, Eurotiomycetes, Eurotiales, Aspergillaceae.